AUGCAUUUAAAUAAAAUUCAAAAUUACUUUAUAGUUUUCAUAGAGUUAUCAAGCUGUCAACUUCUUAUUGAGAGUAUUGAAUCGACGCAAAAAUUUGAAAUGCUAUUUAUGGUAUUUCUCUAUAUUCGAUCAACUGAUAGUCGAGACUGCGUUGACAACGUAAAGGGUUUGUGUGAAACGAAUAAUAUUUUCGGUUGGUGCUUUCAUGACAAGGUUACUGGGGUGUUCAAUUGUGAUUCCUCAAUGUACUGUGCAAAUCAGGAAUUUCUACGCGGAAAAAUGAACUCUACAGGAUGCUUCGACCGCGCUAGUGAUGACAUUAAGUGUUGCUGCAAUGAAGCCGAUAUGUGCAACUAUAAUUUUUUGAAUUUGAAAAUGGAAGCCACAAUUGGCUAUCAAAGUUGCAUUUUUAACUAUCAAACAUCUGAAACAACAAUCCACUUCAAGAACUGUAUUGAUCCUUGGUGUUUUGCAUAUUUAAAAUAUGUAUGGAUAUUUUUUAUUUUGAAUAAUUCACUUCAUUAUAUUUUAAAGCAGUUUUUUCUGCUUAAUUGCUGUAGUUAUUCUUUUCUAAAAAUUUAUAACGAGUAA
Messenger RNA from Thelazia callipaeda (thelaziosis nematode), 591 nucleotides. The record is from the annotation of a GenBank genome assembly. Lineage: Eukaryota; Metazoa; Nematoda; Chromadorea; Rhabditida; Thelaziidae.